Panicum virgatum (switchgrass) is the source of this 720-nucleotide messenger RNA. RefSeq lists its product as uncharacterized. The transcript is spliced from 2 exons. The record is from RefSeq and is a predicted model, not a curated record. NCBI's taxonomy places the organism in Eukaryota, Viridiplantae, Streptophyta, Magnoliopsida, Poales, Poaceae. The coding region runs from base 1 to 720 and encodes 239 amino acids.
AUGUCAGAUGUCCAGGAGCCGUUGCUGUGGGGGAAGUCCACCGCCACCGCGGCGGGGUUGAGCCGCAGGGGAUACACCUCGAGGCCUCCGAUCCCGGAGGAACGCGAAGUCCACCGCCUGCACACAGAGAAGGUGAAGAAGCAGAAGGACGCGGCAGAGGUGGCCGUCGCCAGGAAGAGGAAGAGGAAGGAGAAGCAUGAUAAGGCGUGCAAAAUUGCACGCGCGGAGGGAAAGCCCCAGCCCGCCACACCCAAGUCCUCCGAAGAGGAGGGGGAGGACUCCUCGGACGUCGAGCUCAACUUCUCGGACGACGACGAGGCGGCGACAGGCGCGGAUUCCCCGACGGUUUAUCGAGGGGCUGGCGAUGAGGAAGUGCUAGUGAUGCUAGGUGAGGUGAGGCUCACCCCGGUGUCGUUGGUGGAUCCGCCCCUCGUAGGGGCGGGGCGGAGGUCGCCCACACCGGCAGCGGGUGGGAGUUCGUCUAUGCCCGUGACAGGACAGAGGUCGUUCCCACCGGCGACGGGUAGGACACCCGCACCCGCGGUGUCAACGGGUGACGGCGGGUCCGCGGUGAGCGCGGAGAUGUCUGUGCAGAUGGCCUCGAGGCUCCAGGGUGAUCCGAGGAUGACGCCGAUAGGUCAGUCGUCGAGAGCUGUCAGUGUGCCGUGGGCCCGAAGGAGCGGCUCGGGCAAGCGCAGCAUGAGCGCCCGGUCCGGGUAA